Molecule: messenger RNA, 2472 nt
Organism: Hippocampus comes (tiger tail seahorse)
Lineage: Eukaryota; Metazoa; Chordata; Actinopteri; Syngnathiformes; Syngnathidae
Gene: gtf2h1
Product: general transcription factor IIH, polypeptide 1
Exons: 15
Coding region: 216-1862 (548 amino acids)
Biological process (GO): DNA-templated transcription; nucleotide-excision repair
Cellular component (GO): transcription factor TFIIH core complex
Source: RefSeq, a predicted model, not a curated record
UUUUGAAUGUGACACAGUGUCAGCCAGCUAUGUCGGCAACCAAGUAUGUCUGUUCAUUAUUAGAGUAGUCUACAUUUAUUUUAUUUUAUUUUAUUGCCAGAUGGCGCAUUUAUUUGAUUCAGGGCCUACAAGGUAUUAGUUUUGAAAUAAUGUAUUGAAUAAAGGUGAAAUAUCUGCAUCGGGGUCUAUCAGUUUGAAGUUUACACAUCCGAGCCAUGGCCUCACUGUCAGAAGAGGUGCUUCUGGUGGUGAAAAAAGUUCGCCAGAAGAAACAGGAUGGCACGCUUUACUUGAUGGCUGAACGCAUAGCGUGGAGUCCAGAGGGCAAGGAUCGCUUUACAGUCAGCCACCUCUAUGCGGAUAUUCGCUGUCAGAAAAUCAGCCCGGAUGGCAAGGCGAAAGUUCAACUCCAACUGGUCCUUCACUCCGGCGAGAGUACCACAUUCCACUUUUCAAAUGAUAGCACCGCACUCAAAGACCGGGAGGCUGCUAAGGAGCUGCUCCAGCAGCUCCUGCCCAAGUUCAAGAAGAAAGCUAACAAGGAACUGGAGGAGAAAAACAGGAUGCUUCAAGAAGAUCCGGUGCUUUUUCAGCUCUACAAAGAUUUAGUGGUCAGCCAAGUGAUCAGUGCUGAGGAAUUCUGGGCUAACCGAUUGGGAGGCCUAAACCACACAGACCCCGCAGUAUGCAAUAGUAAACAGGAAGUUGGUAUCUCUGGAGCUUUUUUGGCAGACAUACGGCCUCAAACAGACGGCUGCAACGGCUUGAGAUAUAAUCUGACAGCUGAUAUAAUUGAAUCAAUCUUCAGAACCUAUCCUGCGGUGAAACAGAAGUAUUGUGAGAGUGUGCCUCAUGACUUGACCGAGAAGGAGUUCUGGACGCGCUUCUUCCAGUCGCAGUAUUUUCAUCGGGACCGCAUCAACACCAGCACACAGGACAUCUUCACAGAGUGUGCCAAACUGGAUGAAAAAGGGUUAAAAUCAAUGGUGGUCCAAGGAGUUAAGAACCCCCUGGUUGACCUGCAGUCAUUAGAAGAUAAAUCCUUGGAUGAGGGUUACGGUGUGCGCACACCACUGCCCUCCACUUCGAAUUCAAACCGAACAGUGAAGGAGAGUAGCAACUACGCCAUUAUAAAGCGCUUCAACCAUCACAGUGCCAUGGUGCUGGCAGCAGGCUCACGCAAGGGGGAGAAUGACCAAGGUAGCGAGACGAGCAGCACCGAUGGAAACUCGCGGGAUUCCGACCUCUUUCAGCCUCCCAUCAAGAAGGUGAAAUUACAAGAAGCCAUAGAGUAUGAGGAUUUGCAAAGGGAAAACGGACCAAACGUGGUUGCAUUAAACCUCAAAAAGUCAGACAGGUAUGCUCAUGGGCCGGUGCCUCUUCAGUCCCUCAAGUACACAACGAGCCAAGAAAUCAUCAACUCCGUCAACCACAUCCGCCACGAGAUGGCCAAUUACAAACCCAACCUAACUCAGGUUUUGACCAGCGCAGCAGCAACGUCCGCCAUUGCAGCACUUUCUCCCGGCGGCCUCCUCAUGCAGACGGGAUCGCAGCAAGCCAUAAAUCAGAUGGUACCGUCUGACAUUCAAGGGGAACUGAAGCAUCUUUAUACAGCUGCUGGGGAGUUGUUGAGACACUUCUGGUCCUGUUUUCCCGUCAACACACCAUUUUUGGAAGAGAAGUUGAUUAAAAUGAAGUCCACCCUCGAGAGAUUUCAGACGACGAAGCUUUGUCCUUUUCAAGAGAAGAUUCAACGUCAGUACCUAAAUAAAAACCUCACAGCACACUUAGAGCAAAUGCUACAGACUGCAUACAGCAAAUUCCACGUCUGGCAAACACGUCGCAUGAUGAGGAAAACCUGAGGCCGGAUGCAUCAUUGUCGAAAGAUAAUGAAGACAAAGUGGGCAAAGAUGUCCCGUGGAGGCCUUCGGCGCCUGCUGAGACUACAAAUCGCAGCCAGGUGGCUUCACGGCAGGCUCGUGAUGAAGACAUCGACGGAUGCUGCUGCUGAUGCCGCAUCAGUUAACGUUUGAGAGGCAAACGGCAUUUUAGUCACAAAAACUUGUUUCUUACUCUUUGUUUUCUUUCUACGGAUGAGAGAUUGGCUUCAGUAUUGGGACUUUUAUAAUGGUACAGUACUGUAUGACCACAUUUCUUAUGGAAAUCAUGUCGGCUCUGAGGAUGACAGGCAGAGGACUGCCAAUGUUUCAUCAGUGUGGAGAAACCCCUCCAGGAACAGGGCAAAGAAUGGAAAUGUGUUCCAGAAUUAGUGAAUUUAGCAAUAUUCUAAUGCCACCUCACACUGGAGAGUGCUGGGUGUGUGUGAGACACGGUUCGCACUGUCUGCACUGUACUGUAUAUAUCAAAUGUUACUCUAGAUGAAAGAGGUAACGCGUUUUUGUUGGUAGCUGUAGCCCGGUGAUUUGGAUUCAUGCCUUCAUUUCAGGGAGAGAAAUAAACGUCAUCUUACGA